This is a messenger RNA of Euleptes europaea (tarantolino), 1098 nucleotides long. It is a transcript of the gene SLC35G6, whose product is annotated as solute carrier family 35 member G6. Bases 1 to 1098 code for a protein of 365 amino acids. Gene Ontology annotation, cellular component: membrane. The record is from RefSeq and is a predicted model, not a curated record. The transcript is spliced from 2 exons. Lineage: Eukaryota; Metazoa; Chordata; Lepidosauria; Squamata; Sphaerodactylidae.
AUGGCGCUGGACCGUAAGCCCCCUCCCCAAGCCUCUUGGACCAUGGCAGACCUGUUACGGUUCCCCCCUCCGGGCUCCGCCCCACUGCCGCCACCUCCACACCGCCCGGCCUGGAAUCGCUAUCGCCCGUCGGAAAGCAUGAAGGGCCUGCUGAUCGCUCUCUUUGGGGGCGGAGUGCCAGCCGGCUUCGCAGCCCUGUUCACCCGCAUGGCCAACGAGACGUCAGGCAUCCCCUCCCUGCAGAUCCUCUUCUUCCGCUGCAUCGUCCACCUGUUCUUCAUUGGCUACAUACGCUAUCAGAAGAUCCCCUGCUGCGGACCCCCCGAAUCUCGCAGGCGAACCGUCUACCACGCCUUCGUCAACAUCAUCUCCAUCGGCUUUGCCUACACCUCCUUCAUGGUGGUGCCCAGCGGAAACGCCACGACCGUCCGCAAGGGGUCUUCUACCAUCUGCUCCAUCUUGCUGGCUUUGUACAUGGAGAAGAACCGCUUGACGGGCUACGACUGGUUUGGGUUGGUGGGCAGCACCUUGGGCGUGGUCAUCAUGGUGGUCCCGGACAUACUGAACCUGGACAAGAGCACCCAACUCUACGACGCAUUGGGUUACCUCUUGGCUUGCAUGGGAGGGGUGUUACUGGCCCUGGGCCUGGUCAUCUUCCGAAGCCUGGACUACCCAUCCAAGCUGGUGACCGUAGCCUUCCUCUUUGGCCUGGUGGGAAGCCUGGCGUGCCUCCCGGCGAUGUUCCUCCUGCAGGAUCCAAUCUUGCCCAUGGAUCUCCUGACCUGGACAUGCGUGGGAGCAAUCAGCGUCCUUGCCUUGGUGUCUUUCCUGUGCGCCAGCUACGCGGUGACGAAGGCCCACCCGGCCCUGGUAUGUGCGGUGCUGCAUUCCGAAGUGGUGGUGACCCUGGCGGUCCAGUACUACGUGCUGCAGGAAGCGGUGACGCCCUUCGACAUCACGGGAGCGGGGGUCAUCCUAGGGAGCAUCGCCAUCAUCACGGCCCAGAACAUCAGCUGCGAUGCGCCCGAUGAUGACGAUGGAGAAGAAGCUGGAGAGCAGAGAAAGCAGGGACUGUCUGCGGAGAGCGCGGCAAGCUGA